AUGCAUUCGGUGCCGGCUGCUCCUCACGCAAACGACCAUAUUGCUUUAAAUGCCGAUUCCCUUUGCUGCCAGUUCGACGCGAGCUUCAAUCAUCAUACGAUGGCUGCCGCGGUGGGAGCGGUCCUCAUGACGCAUUCCGGUGUAUUCCUUGCGGCUUUUGCAUCACGUCUCCCGGCAUGUUUUUCACCUCUUAUGGCGGAGUCACUCGCGUGCAAGGAAGUUCUAUCGUGGCUCAAGGAUCGUGGUUUGGAUUCGGUUCACUUAUUCACGGAUUGCUCCGUACUACGCUCUCUCUUAAAUUCAGAGCACAGUCAUGUCUAUUCUUAUGUUGGCUUCUCGUUAGAGGCCUCCAAGGCUAUUAUGUCUACUUUUCAUUCUGUUUCAGUUCAUUAUAUCCCGAGAUCCUCUAAUGCUCGGGCUCAUAUUUUAGCUUCUAUAAGUUUUGAUCAGGAGGACCAGAUGUAUUGGGAGGUUAUUCCUCCUAACUCUAUUGCUCAUUUAUUCUAA
Ipomoea triloba (trilobed morning glory) is the source of this 507-nucleotide messenger RNA. RefSeq lists its product as uncharacterized. Gene Ontology annotation, molecular function: nucleic acid binding; RNA-DNA hybrid ribonuclease activity. The transcript has a single exon. NCBI's taxonomy places the organism in Eukaryota, Viridiplantae, Streptophyta, Magnoliopsida, Solanales, Convolvulaceae. The coding region runs from base 1 to 507 and encodes 168 amino acids. The record is from RefSeq and is a predicted model, not a curated record.